AUUGGAAAUGCCUUUGUCGACUACAUAGCAAAUGCAAAGGGUACUAUUGAAUAUCUUUGGAGCCAUGCACUUUUCUCAGACGAAACAUACUCAGACAUACAAAGAUACUGCAAUUUUUCAAAUCGUAGUGCCUCUAAUAAAUGCGAUCAAGCUUAUGAAAUGGCGUUUAAUGAAAUUGGCAAUAUUAGUGGAUACAACAUCUAUUCUCCACUUUGCCAUGCUUCUCCAGGACAAGCCAAGGCUGCAACUUACCCUGGUAGUUUUGAUCCUUGCUUGGAUCACUAUAUGGAGACCUACCUAAACAUUCCAGAGGUACAGAAGGCUCUCCAUGCAAAUAUUAUUAAAUGGGAACCUUGCAGGCAAGUCAGAAUGUGGAAUGACAGCCCAAAGACAAUCUUACCAACAAUCAAAAAGCUUAUUGGAGCGAAGUUAAAUAUAUGGAUGUACAGUGGUGAUUUAGAUGCAGUGGUUCCAGUAACUGAUACUAGAUAUUUCAUCAAGAUGCUUGAACUCCCAGUGAAGAGUAGAUGGAAAGCAUGGUACCAAGAUGAUGAGGUUGGAGGUUAUGUAGAGCAAUAUGAAGGAUUGACACUAGCAACUGUAAGAGGGGCAGGACACCUGGUUCCACUUUUUCAGCCUAGAAGAGCUUUGGCGAUGAUCACCGCAUUUCUCCAAGAGAAAGUUCCCGCUUAAUAU
Molecule: messenger RNA, 696 nt
Organism: Phalaenopsis equestris
Lineage: Eukaryota; Viridiplantae; Streptophyta; Magnoliopsida; Asparagales; Orchidaceae
Product: serine carboxypeptidase 24-like
Exons: 5
Biological process (GO): proteolysis
Cellular component (GO): vacuole
Molecular function (GO): serine-type carboxypeptidase activity
Source: RefSeq, a predicted model, not a curated record